CCCCUCAUCGGCUGCAUCUGCCUCCAUCUGCCCUUCCUCCCACCUGGCCGUCGUCCACGGAGCACAGGCAGCCCUUCUGCAUCUCUGCCCCACCUUCCUUCUGUGAAUUCCAGCCAUGGAGCGGGCCGUCAACAAAUCCACCUCCAAGCAUGUCAAGCCGCUCAAGGCCAAGCACAUCCAAGUGCUCACCACCGUCACAUGGACUCGAGAAAUCUCCAUCGCAGACCUCUUCUAUCUCAUAGAAAAGCGCAUGAAAGACAAUAGCUGGGUGGUCAUGCUCAAGUGCCUCAUCCUGAUCCACAUCUUGAUGCGCGAAGGAUACACCGAGAGAGUGACAGGCUUUAUCGCUGGCAAUCCUACGAUCCUGGACGUUUCUUGGUUCAGAGACAAGACGAUGAGCCCCACAGCCAUCCAGCAAACCGAAAACAUUCGGAACUAUGCAACCUAUCUGCAAGACAAGGUCUUUGUCUUCCGAGAGAUCAAGGAUGACUUUGUAAAGUCCAAGAACGACAUUGUCAUCAAGCUGCGCUCGAUGACAGCCGAGACCGGGCUUCUCGUCCAGGUCUCGCUCCUGCAGCGCCAGGUUUCAGCGCUGCUCGGAUGCUCGUUCUAUGCCGAGGAGAUCGACAACGUGGUCACUCUGCAAGCCUUCAGGAUGCUCGUGGGCGACAUGAUGGCUCUCUUUCACUUGCUCAACGAAGGUGUCAUCCGCAUCCUAGGCAUUUUCUUUGAAAUGGAAAGGGAUGAUGCGCAGAAGGCCAUGGACAUCUACAAGAAGUUUGCUGGCCAGGCCCAACGCAUCAUUGACUUUUUCGACAUUGCUCGAAGGCUCCGCAGCGACCUCGGCAUUGAUAUUCCACACUUCAAGCAUGUAUGCUUUCGUUCGACCAGAGCGUAUGAUCUCAGAUACGCAAUGCACUCACGCCGCAUUUAUUGAAUCCCUAGGCCCCCGUGUCGCUGGUCAGCGCCCUGGAAACGUAUCUUAGCGCUCCGGAUUUUGAGGCACAACGAGCUGACUACAGAGAGCGAAAGGGCCCCAAAGGAACGGAGCUCCAAGCCAAAUCCAAUACGGA
Molecule: messenger RNA, 1073 nt
Organism: Polychytrium aggregatum
Lineage: Eukaryota; Fungi; Chytridiomycota; Chytridiomycetes; Polychytriales
Exons: 7
Coding region: 116-937 (273 amino acids)
Biological process (GO): vesicle budding from membrane; clathrin-dependent endocytosis; clathrin coat assembly
Cellular component (GO): clathrin-coated vesicle; clathrin-coated pit
Molecular function (GO): phosphatidylinositol-4,5-bisphosphate binding; SNARE binding; 1-phosphatidylinositol binding
Source: RefSeq, a predicted model, not a curated record